UUAUCGUUCGAUUAGUAUUGAUCGACACCUUGACCAGCGACCACGUAGGGUGGUGUGCAAUCAUGACAAUUAGGAAGGUGGCUCCUGAGCUACGUCUCGCGGCCACAAUAUCGGGGAGUAUCACAAUCAUAACAUCAGUAGUGAACAUAGUACUAGCCAUCAUGGCAAUAAUAUUUCGAUUCACGUGCAGUACAGGUGAUCCCGCCUCAAUGUCAGGGGCCAAACUAUUUAUGACAACAUUGUUCAGAGUAUACAUACAAGAUGAUUCCUGUACAAAUUCAUUGUCCGUAGAAGACAUUACAAGAUCACAAACGGUCUUCAUAUUGACGUGUAUAAGUUUGGCUUUCGCGGUGGUCAAUUUUAUCUUGGCGUCAUCCCUGAUUGCUACUGUUAUCAACCCAGAAAGUACUUCAUGUUUAACGGUGACCGCAUGUUUGUAUGUUGGAGUAUCUGUUUCGGUUUUGAUUGUCGAUCUCACAUUUGCCACACACUUUGGCUUAGAUAUGACGACACUGGCUAAUAGACUUAAUGACGCCUCUGCUGGAAUUGAAGAGAGGUAUAUGACGGAUAUAUUACGUUUAGGGGCUUUAGUUCUCAUGUCUAUAACGCUCAAAGGAUAUAUAUAUCAUGUAGUAAACACUGUUUUAGUGGUAUAUAUUGUGAUAUAUUUAAUAGAGCACCUGAAAGUCGAUGACAGAAAUGAGCACAAUAUUCAUAAACUGGGAGUUCUGAACGCAUUUGAUUCUCCAAGACCACACAUAGACUCGUGGCGAACGCGAUCAGACAAUUUUGCUGGGGAUACUAGAGGAAGACAGCAAUGGAACCGUGGUUACCAGGAUGAUGAACCACGAGGGCGAGACCGUGAAACUGCUUUAGCGGAUAUGUCAAAACCCUUUGAACGUUCGGCAUCAUGGCUUCGCACCCAGCCCAACACGUCACAAAUGAACAACCGUCCGUUUUCGUACUUGGAGGAACCAAAACGUUCACCAAAGUCACAAGCAGAACCUAAUUGGCACAGGGAGUGGCCGCCACCACCGCCAGUACCAAUCCCAGAUUACACACCACCAGCGCGACGCCUCAAAUCCGCCCUAAAACAGGGCUAUCCUUAGGCCUAAUUUUAUAUCAAGUACUUAUAGCAUUACUUAGCACUGUCAAAGUUCUGAGGUUAAGUUUUGAGAGUUUCGAGUUCUGUUUACCGUCUAGAACAUUUAAACUUAUCUAGUAGUUCUAUCCUACACAGUAACUAAAACUGAACAUUGUUGUUGGAUGAAUAGUUUAAAUGUCCCGAAGUUAUCUUGUCUAUGGAUAACUUCGUGUUGAACUUUAAAAUCCACUAUGUGUCACUUAUUCUUUAACUUUGGCGCAAACAUAUAAAAUAUGUGCCUGACUUUAUUCAAAUUGAGAGAAUUAUUCUUUAUGGAAACCGCAAAAUAUAUAUUUGUUGUGUGUACGAUAAAAUAGGUAAUCGUUAUUUAAAAUAUAAUAUAUAUACUUGAUGUUUAUAUAAAUGGAUGGAUGACCCAAUAUUCGGGGUGGUAUUCCAAGGUGGUAUUGGAGUUGUUGUACAUAUAUAUAAAUAUAUUAAUUAGAUGGUUGAUGAAAUAAUCACAUUCCGAGCUGUUACUUAACAGUUGGUAUAAAAUAUUAAUUAUGCCAAACGAAAAGAGAUGCGGACAAAGUUGUCCUUAUAUGAAUUGACCCAUUUAUAUAAUAUUUAACGAUGUUACUAACCCUUAUUGAAAAUAAAAUAAAGUGCUAUCUUUUUUGGUAUUAUCAUAACGCACUGCCUAAGUAAGCAAAUCUUAAGUGCUUCGCUACUCUGCCGCAGAUAUCUGAGGCACUAGGAUUGAUAGGUUUUUUAUUUUUGUAUUUUCGUUUAUACUUUAUAUAAAAUAUUACUGCUU
Messenger RNA from Pieris brassicae (large cabbage white), 1904 nucleotides. RefSeq lists its product as uncharacterized. The transcript is spliced from 9 exons. The coding region runs from base 63 to 1109 and encodes 348 amino acids. The record is from RefSeq and is a predicted model, not a curated record. Lineage: Eukaryota; Metazoa; Arthropoda; Insecta; Lepidoptera; Pieridae.